AUGGCGGAGCGAGAGGAGUGUACAGGUUUGCUAGAAGGAGAAGAUGAUUCUGAAUCUUCCCCUUCAAGUAGCAAAUACUGCAGUUCAGAGAAACAGCUGCCGGCGUGCUGUGACCCCAGCAGACUGCUGCACAGAAUUGUCGUGUUGAUAUUCAUGUGUUUUUUAGGGUUUGGUAGCUACUUCUGCUAUGACAAUCCAGCAGCCCUGCAGACUCAGAUAGUGCAGGAUAUGGAUCUGAAUACUUCCAUGUUCAUGCAGUUAUAUGCAUGGUAUUCCUGGCCAAAUGUUGUGCUUUGCUUCCUUGGAGGGUUCUUGCUGGAUCGUGUUUUUGGUAUACGGUUGGGAACAAUCAUUUUCAGCCUAUUUGUCUGUGUUGGACAGGUAAUAUUCGCUGCUGGUGCUUUUUUUGGUUCCUUUUGGUUGAUGGAACUUGGGAGAUUUGUGUUUGGGACAGGUGGGGAAUCCCUUGCUGUUGCACAAAACACAUAUGCUGUCAGUUGGUUUAAAGGGAAAGAACUGAACCUGGUAUUUGGUCUUCAGCUUAGUAUGGCCAGACUGGGCAGCACAGUAAACAUGAAUAUUAUGGGGUGGAUCUACUCCAGUGUAAAAGGCUUGGUAGGCUCUCCAGGCCACACAACACUUGGUAUAACCCUUCUGAUUGGUUGUGCAACAUGUAUUUUUUCUUUAAUCUGUGCGCUGGUGCUUGGAUACUUAGACAAAAGAGCAGAGAAGAUUCUAAACAAAGAACAGGGAGAGACUGGUGAAGUGAUAAAGCUGACGGACGUGAAGGAUUUCUCAAUAUCCCUCUGGCUGAUAUUCAUCAUCUGUGUUUGCUAUUAUGUGGCAGUUUUUCCAUUCAUUGGACUUGGACAGGUUUUCUUCAUUGAAAAGUUCAACUUUUCUCCAGAACAAGCGAGAGCAAUUAACAGCGUUGUGUAUAUUAUCUCGGCUCCGGCAUCGCCUGUUCUGGGAUUCAUGGUGGAUAGAAUUGGGAAGAAUAUCAUCUGGGUUAUGUGUGCGGUUGUAACCACUCUUGCAGCCCACAUGAUGUUGGCAUUUACGUUUUGGAACCCUUGGAUUGCAAUGAGCUUACUUGGAAUUUCCUACUCCUUGCUUGCCUGUGCGCUCUGGCCAAUGGUGGCUUUUGUAGUUCCAGAACAUCAGCUGGGAACAGCCUAUGGCUUCAUGCAGUCAAUACAAAAUUUGGGUCUUGCACUGAUUUCUAUAGCUGCUGGUUACAUAUUGGACAAUCACGGUUAUUUGUUCCUUGAGGUCUUCUUCAGUGCAUGUGUGUGCUUGGCGUUGAUUGCUGUGGUUAUGCUGUAUUUUGUGGAUCUUCUGAGAGGAGGGGACCUCAAUUUGUCAGCCAAGAAGAGAGGACAACUUCAACAGAUUUCUGAUACAGAAGCUGAGCAAAGGGAACGUCUCCUGCAGCAGAAUAGAGAGGAUCUGGCUCGGCUGAGACCAAUGUCUGCAUUUGGAUUAAGAAACCGCUACCUUUCUAGACUUGGGGCACAGCUUCCAGACCAUUAUUGCAGCCACCUGUCUUCUCUCGCAUACAGAAGUGUCCUAAAAUAGAAGCCUGGUACAGUGUCAUAACCUUUACAGUGGGCUUAUAAUGCGAGGAAUGAUGCGACUUGCAUUCAAACCUUCAACACCUUUAAAACAAUGUGAUUUCCUUGUUAUGCAUACUGUUAAUCAGGAGUUAGUGCUAAUAUUUCUGUAUGUGCACUUACACUACCAAACCUUAGCAAUGUUGUAAUUAUGCCAGCUGUUACAGAUGUAUAUGGUAAUCACACAAAAGAUAUGUACUUUUGUUAUAAAACUGAACUUUGUUGUUGUUAUUAUUAUUAUUAUUAUUAUUAUUAUUAUUAUUAUUAUUAUUAUUAUUAUUAGCAAUAUAACAAGUACAUGGAUAAAGGUUAAAAUGAUUACACUCAUUUUAACCUUUAAUUGUUUGUUGCUGGACAUGGUAAAAAAUAGAUACAUGUAAAGUAAUACAGAAUAAUAUCCUGAAUGCUGUCUAAACAUGGCCAAUAAAUUAGAGCAGGUAUGUUGUUUUACUUCAAUGCAAAUAUAUAUAUAUAUAUAUAUAU
Molecule: messenger RNA, 2096 nt
Organism: Acipenser ruthenus (sterlet)
Lineage: Eukaryota; Metazoa; Chordata; Actinopteri; Acipenseriformes; Acipenseridae
Product: major facilitator superfamily domain-containing protein 1-like
Exons: 17
Coding region: 1-1578 (525 amino acids)
Biological process (GO): transmembrane transport
Cellular component (GO): lysosome
Molecular function (GO): transmembrane transporter activity
Source: RefSeq, a predicted model, not a curated record